GACAAGUACAACGUGUAAUUACAUCUUACUGAACAGACAUCUCGUAUACAAGAAUGAUACGCACCGUUUUCAUAAGCUGUGUCUUUGUACUGGUCUUUGGAAAGGCUCCUGUGUACCAACUUGAUUCCGACACAAUUAUUCCCGAUGAAUACAUUGUGGUGUUUCACACCGACACUUCGUCCAAAACAGUCGUGCAGCACAUGAAGAAUUUUGCCGAUUCUUUUAUCAAAUCUAAGAAUUCUUCAACUGAAAUAUUAAGUGAAUUCAACAUGAAGAACUUUACCGGAUACGCAUUCCGUGGUCCAAUCAGUGUUGUUGAAAUAUUACAGGAUAUGCCAGAAGUGGAAUUUAUCGAAGCUAAUCAGCCCUCUGUGGCUAUGUUCCAGCCCUCUGUGGCUAUGUGCCUGUAUGUUCAAGCCUUCUAUGGCUAUGUUCCAGCUCUCUAUGGCUAUGUUCCUAUGUUCCAACCAUUUAUAGUACAAAUCUUUGUGUCAGUGUUCUUAUGGUAUUUGUAUGCUAAUUUGAAAAACAGUUUCUCAUUCAUGGAAUAUUUUCUCAGGCAGGUACAUGGUUUGAAUUAUGAUAAACAGCUAUUUAUCACACGUCUUAACAAACCCAUCGUUGGCCUUCCAGCAUUUUAUCAUGACAUUCUUAAGACCUGGUUCUCUCUUACAACAUUAAGAAAGGACAAACCAUCCACAUUUGUGGAAGUGUGUGCAGAACCAUUGUUUAAUAACCCACUGGUCUUGCAUCCAAUUCAAAACACACCACUUAAUUUGUUACAUUUCCGUGAAGCUGGCAUCACCAAAGUUGUUGAUCUGAUAGGUUACGGUAAUAAUAAUUGGCUACAAGUUGAUGAUUUACAUGAAAUAGUACCCAUAUAUUCAAAGAGACUGCUUGGUAUGACCCUUAAUGUCCCAUGA
Messenger RNA from Saccoglossus kowalevskii, 923 nucleotides. RefSeq lists its product as uncharacterized. Gene Ontology annotation, biological process: proteolysis. Gene Ontology annotation, molecular function: serine-type endopeptidase activity. The record is from RefSeq and is a predicted model, not a curated record. Lineage: Eukaryota; Metazoa; Hemichordata; Enteropneusta; Harrimaniidae.